UCUGGGCAGUCUCGAGAUUGCAUGAGCUCCCGGGCGCUCGUUCAAGCAUUGUUGUCCCUCUCGCGAACAUCGACUCCCACCCGGCCGUGACGUCGAGCCGCAACCCGGCACCUCUCGAAAAAGCGCCCUUUCUCAGCCCAUUGCAGCUCCAUCACAUUGCCCAGCCCGUGGCGAGACCCCCCCCCUACAGCGCACGCGCACCCCGCCUCUCUGACCGUCGACGCCAAGCCCCAGCCAUGAUAGAGCUCUGUCGUGCUGCUGCGGCCAGUUAACGCGAAGCGACACGACUAGCAAUCGCCCACAUAGGGAGGGCGAGCCUCGCGGGAGACGCCGACAAGUGCCACUGCCGAACACAUCCCCUCGUGGUGCGACCCCGGGCGCGGACGUCGGGCCUGCCGAUUUAGUUCGCCAUGUCUUGGGACCUGCUCCAGCGCUUCAUCGAGAGUGAUGUCUUCAACCAAGACCCCUUCCUCUCCGUGUCGUACCUCUCUCGUUACGCCGACCAUGUCGGAAUCACAUAUGUGCUCUGCUCGAAGCUCCGGCAGUUUCCUUAUGAGGACGUCGAGUUCUUUCUCCCGCAGCUAUGCCACCUCAUAAUAAGCGUUGACAAUGAGUCAAUGGCCCUGGAAGAAUUCCUCCUGGACCUGUGCGAGGAGUCGGUCUCAGCUGCGUUACUGACAUUUUGGCUCUUCCAAUUCUACCUACACGACCUCGCCCGAACGCCCCAGACGCAAGCCUUUCGAACCUGCCGACGGGUGUACAACAAGGUCCAGCACAUAGUGUUUGGGCUUUCCGACGCCCCACGCAACGACAAAAUCAAGGAGAAUACGCUGCCCGUCACUGUUCUGGCGAGCUUCGUCCUCGCCAGCGUGGGCGUGCCCCUGCUGCCGAAAUGGGCAGGCCCGCUGGCCAUAGCACAGGCACGCAAGGCGCAGCCCGACGGCGAUGUCGUCCACGAGACUGCGACACCGACUAUCAAAGUGGCCAGGAGCAAGACGGUGACAGGAACCACGACAACGGCAAAACCUCGCCGGCCAAGAGAGUCGCCGGCACAAGCGCCUCCAGCAGACCAGGUGGCAUCGCCCAAUGGCAAUGCCAACCCUCGGACGCCCAUACACCGGUCUUCUUCCUCCGAAGCCAAGCCUACCGCCUCUGCCGAAGGGCGAAAACCAGCCUAUCUGGAAAGUAGGCUGCUGGAAGCGCGCCUGAGCUCGGCAUCACUGCCACUACCAGAAGCUCGCUCCCCGAGGGCUGUGUCGAGGCCCUCGACGCCUAUCUCGGCAGGAAUUCCACGGCCAGGCGGAGAUUCGAUUUCUAGGCGCCAUUCCUCUCAUAUCAAGACGAUGAUGAGCAAGGCGGAGCUCACGCCCAAGAAGAAGGCGAGACUCUUGCGGCAGAACUAUUUCCGCAGCCAGCUCGCAUUCUUGACUGCACUCGAGGAUAUCUCGACAAGGCUGGUGAUCGUUCCGAAACCGGCACGGCUCAGCGCGCUGCGUGCUGAGCUGGCUCUGAUCGCGAGGGAUCUGCCUGCGGAGAUAGACGUCCCCGUUUUGUCCCCGCCGACUCUCGUAGAUGGGAAGCCCGGGUCGAGUCGCCAUCACCGAAUUGUCCGGAUCAACCCGGCGGAGGCUACGGUCUUGAAUAGCGCAGAAAAGGUCCCCUACCUCCUCAUGAUUGAGGUCUUGAGAGACGAUUUCAACUUUGAUCCCGAAUCUCCUGACAAUGAGAGAUUGUUGUCGACGCUUAUAGCCGAGCAGGGCAGCCGCAAGCGAUUGUUCGAUCUGACUGAUGCCCAGAGAUUACCUGCCAGCGGGAGACCAUCUGGAGUCGGAGAUGAGCAGCCUGACAGUGUCUUUGAGCCAGUGUCCGGUGACCUUGGAAGCUCUCCGAUGCUGAAGCCCGCUGAGCCGGGGACGCCUCCCGUCGUUCCGCAGCCGUUGAAGUCACCCCUGAACCCUAUGCGAUUCCCCAGUGGAGCGACAGGCUCAAGCAUGGCUGAAGUCAUGGGUACUCCACGAACCUCUGGUACUUCCACGUCACGGUCAAGUAGUCCCGGCCCCUUGCGGAGAGGGCCGAUUACCAGUGCGAGGAAUGCGUCGGUUGAUCAGCCUGACUUUUCCGCUUUAGCAACGCAUAUGCGGACGGCUUCUCAAAUGCUGGCCCAGCUGGAGGCUACAAGCGGCAAGCGGCCGAAGCAUGAGGUGGCUGCGAUUCGGACCAAGAUCAUUGCGAGCAUGCAGAGCCUGGAGGAGCAAAGCUUUGAUCUGGACGACGGGCAAGGGCCGACUUUCGACCUGAUUAUGGCCAAGAACGCCGCUUCUGCCGCCGCCUCUGUCGGUGGCGAGCCCGACAGCGAGACUGCCGACAUGGACGACGUCGAAGCACUAGACCCGGCGAGUAACACAUCCGCCGGUGCGGCACGCAUGGAGAACGACGCAAUGACGGGUGGUGUGCAGCGUAAGGGCGACCGUGACGACCCGAGCGCCGCCGUCUUUGGCGAGGCAUGGCAUAUGAAGAAGGAGCGAAUCCGACAGUCGUCGCCGUAUGGGUGGAUGAAGAAUUGGGACUUGGUCAGCGUGAUCGUCAAGACGGGCGACGAUCUGCGGCAGGAGGCAUUUGCUUGCCAGCUCAUCAAAGUCUGUCACAAGAUCUGGACCGACGCCGGGGUGCGCGUAUGGGUCAAGCUCAUGAGGAUACUGGUGGCGGGCGAAUCGGCUGGCCUGAUCGAGACCAUCACAAAUGGUGUUUCGCUGCAUUCAUUGAAGCGCAGCCUGACGCUCGCAUCCAUCGAGGCCGGGAUCAAUCCGCGCCGGCGUUUUGCCACCCUUAAGGACCAUUGGGUAAAGACCUUUGGCAAGCCGGACAGUGAGCCGUACCGUGCGGCCGUUGACGCGUUCAAGCGGUCGCUAGCAGCGUACAGCAUGAUCUCGUAUAUUCUGCAGCUCAAGGAUCGGCAUAAUGGCAAUGUCCUCAUAGACAAUGAGGGUCACAUUGUGCACAUCGACUUUGGCUUUAUGCUGUCCAACUCGCCUGGCUCCGUUGGCUUCGAGGCUGCCCCCUUCAAGCUCACGUACGAGUAUGUCGAGGUUCUUGGCGGUGUGCAAUCCGAGGACUUUGCGGAUUUCAAGGCGUUGUGCAAGCAGGCAUUUCAAGCCCUUCGUCGCUCGGCAGACAGCAUUAUCGACCUGGUCAGCAUAAUGGGCCGGGAUUCAAAGAUGCCGUGCUACGCGGCGGGCGUAGGCCAGGCGACCACUGCGUUGCGGCAGCGCUUCCAGCUGCACCUCAGCGCCGACGAGGCCGAGGCGUUUGUCGAGACAGACCUCAUUGGCAAGUCCCUGGGCAGCUACUAUACACGGCUUUAUGAUACUUUUCAAUAUCGGACUCAGGGUAUAUACUAGAUCUCGCUUCACAUCCCUUCUUCACUGGAUCUGUGGGGG
Microdochium trichocladiopsis is the source of this 3437-nucleotide messenger RNA. RefSeq names its product kinase-like domain-containing protein. Gene Ontology annotation, molecular function: 1-phosphatidylinositol 4-kinase activity. Lineage: Eukaryota; Fungi; Ascomycota; Sordariomycetes; Xylariales; Microdochiaceae. Bases 411 to 3398 code for a protein of 995 amino acids. Gene Ontology annotation, biological process: phosphatidylinositol-mediated signaling; phosphatidylinositol phosphate biosynthetic process. The transcript is spliced from 5 exons. The record is from RefSeq and is a predicted model, not a curated record. Gene Ontology annotation, cellular component: cytoplasm; membrane.